This is a messenger RNA of Phycomyces blakesleeanus NRRL 1555(-), 390 nucleotides long. RefSeq lists its product as hypothetical. The record is from RefSeq and is a predicted model, not a curated record. The annotation marks the transcript as partial. NCBI's taxonomy places the organism in Eukaryota, Fungi, Mucoromycota, Mucoromycetes, Mucorales, Phycomycetaceae. The transcript has a single exon.
CCAAUUGGUGUCCAGCUUGGUACCAUCAAGAUGUCCAUUGCUUACUCUGGCGUUACUAUUGGUCAGGUCUCUGCCGAGAACAUUGUUCUCGCCAAGGGUGACAAUAACAUUAUGCUCAAGGGUGUCUUGACCCCCCAGAACGAUACCGCUAGUCUCGACAAGGUCUCCGAACUUUUCUCGGCUUAUAUGGCUGGUCGUAUCUCUCAGACAAGUGCCGUUGGUAUCUCUUGCGCUCCUAAUGGUGUUGACCCCGUCGGAUGGCUUUCUGAAGGUUUCAAGACCGUCUCCUUGAACGUCGCUCUCGGUUCCAGCGAAGCAAUGAAGGUUAUACAUGGCAUCAACAUGGGUUAUCUCGAUCUCGUCUUCAACAAGGAUGCACCUUACGCUCCU